Molecule: messenger RNA, 3970 nt
Organism: Chara braunii
Lineage: Eukaryota; Viridiplantae; Streptophyta; Charophyceae; Charales; Characeae
Source: the annotation of a GenBank genome assembly
ACGAUGACGGGGGGUGCGGGGACCAGCGGUACGGGGGGGUCUGCGGGUGGGGGGUUCAUCGCGCAGUCUUAGAGGGAGAUGGCGAGGUUGAGGCAGGGGAACGUGGUGUGGAACUUCGUCACUGCAGGACAGCAUGUGGGGAACCAGGCGAAGAUGCAUGGGGACCGAAAGUUGCGUUGCAACUUUUGCGGCCACUUGUUUCAGGGGAAUGCGGGGAAGGUCGCGCGCCAUUUCACGCAGGCCAAGUACUGCAAGGAUGCGGGGAUGAGAGUUCUCGUGGAAAUAUGGAACGACACGAACUACACAUUCAAGCCCGCGACUGCUCGGCGGGUGCAGAGGUGGAUGACUGACGAGGGGGUACGGGACACGAGAGUGGCUGCAGGUGGGCAGCGACAACGGAUGGACGAGGGAGAGUCUGGAGAGAGAGACGAUGUUCAGGACGCCCUCGAUGAGGAGGAGGGUCUCGAGGGUGGGGUUGGGGAGGGGGGGAAGGCUGACGAGGCAGUUGGAGACCCUGACCUGCCAGAAGAGGAGGUGGUGAUGACGUCGAGAGGCGUCGGUCGAGCGGGUCCCGCUCCUAGGGCACCACGACCUGAGGUCACAGCAGGCACCGGGAUCCCUUCACAGAGGGGGAAGGUGGCGACGAUGGUGAGCGAGGUUCGCUUUGCUUUCCGGCACAUAGGUGCCACCAUCCUCUCGGAUGGGAGGAAGUCGCACAGCGGCAAGCCGCUUGUGAACUUCCUCGCGGGGGGCGCCAACGACGCCCUGCUGUGUGCCACCGUCGCACGUGACGGGUCUGUCCGCGACACUGCGGAUAUCAUGUACCGCAGGUGGCGGGCCAUCAUCUUGUCCUUUCCUGCACAGGACGUGAUCGGCUUCUGCACGGACUCCGCCAGUAACUAUACGGCGGUGGCCCGCAGAUUCGCCACCGACACCGACGCAGACAUCAGGAGGAUCACUUGGCUUCCCUGCUCCACCCACGUCUGCAACUUGAUGUUGUCAGACGUCGGGACGCGAGUGGCGUGGGUCAAGGGAGACCAUCAUCCGUGCCCGAGCAUCCGCGACGACGAGUUCUGGCGAUGCUUUGACUGUGCCAUCUGCGUUAUGUCGCCCAUCCACCAGCUCUUGAGGAGGAUGGAUAGAGGGGGGAUGAUGAUGUCCAUCGUUUACGAGUGGAGUCAGCAUCUUCUGGAGUUGAUGAGGAGGGUGGAUGUGCCGGCGGACAUGGUCGAGCCGUGCGUGCGCGAGGUUGCCGUCCGCAACCUCCACAUGCUCGAGCCCGCACAUGCUGCGGCACACCUCCUCAACCCUCGCCGCCGGUCCCUCCGAUAUUAUGAGUCGUUGCAGACGACUACAGAUGACGCCCGUGUAGUCGAGGAGUGCGACAGAUUCCUGCUCGCACAGACUGGUGGCGAUCCGGUCGGCAGACUGUACAGGACAGUUCGUGACCAGAUCAGGCAUUUCCACUCGCGGCGGGGAGAUUGGGUAGAUCGGCAGCUGUCCGAUGCCGAGGCCGACGACUGUCGGGGGGACCGCGAGACUGAGCGUUGUGCCCAGUGGUGGUUUGAUCACGAACGUCAUCACCCUAAGUUGCGCACCAUCGCCAUCCAUGUGAUGCACUUGUGGACGUCCGCCUCACCUGCAGAGAGGAACUGGGCUCAGCACGAGCGCAUCAACACCGCGAGGCGCCACAAGCUUGGCUUUGCCAAGCUUGCACAACUGGUUGAGAUUGCCACCAAUCUCAAACUGGCCAGAUGCGCACAGCAGGGUAGUGGCUACGUGUUGCCCUGGGUUAUGGGGACCGGUCAGGAGGAGACCGCGGGAGGGCAGGAGGACGACAAGGGGGACGUGGACCCCGAGGACGUGUUCGGCAAGAGGGCGGUGGACCUACGGCCGUGGCCGGAGCAGACGUCGGACGCUGAUGCGGACAGCGAUACGUCAGGCGACGAGUGGACGGACGAUGACGACGCUCCCGUCAACGGCGACGCGACGGCGGAGCGGGUCUAUUUGACGUACGGCGAAGGACCUAACGGGAUGACUCCACACACAUCCGUCAUCACUGACGAUGUGGCGUCCGGUGGUCAGGCCAGUGGCACCGGCAGAGCCGGAAGUCGUCGUCGACAACAACCGCGUGCCGACGAGCACGUGGAGGAGCAGGAGCCAGUCGGAGGCCUUCGGCAGACGGGCAGACGUUGGGAGGACAGGAGCGACAGCGAGCCGGAGGGGGCGGAGGAGGAGGAGGAGGUAUGCCUUCGGGAUUGUCGGUUCUCUCCCUCUCAUUAUCGGACCAUGGGAGCGCCUGAGCCUACCAGGCCGAGGACGAGGUCCGCAUCGGCAGCGGAGAGACAGCAGACACCAGCGACCGAGCACCAUGAGGGGACCGGGCUUGCAGACAUUCCGGAGAUGGAGAGGACUCCAUCCGGCGCCGGUGUGCGCCACCGCUCGCCGUCCGAGCUGCGCACCGACGACUUCUACGUGGAUGGCUCUGGCAGGGGUUUGGGGGAUCUCAGUGCCCUGAGACAGAGGGGUGUCUCGCUGUCGGACGUGCUCCUCGACGAUUCUGAUAAGCGGGGUCAUGUAGAGACCGAGGAGGAGCAGGAUGCCCGUCCGGACAGAGAGGAGGAGGAGCGGCUGCAGACUUUGCCGGGAUGGGAUGGUCGUUUCGCGUAUAUGGAGGAGCAGCACCGACGGAGGGAGUUGGAGACAGGGGGGGGUGGCGGCGGUGACGGAGGCGACGUGGGUUUUGGUGGGGAGGCUGAUGCGGGGGCAGCCCGACAGGGUGUGCCCACGGGUGUUGAGGGAGAUGGUGUCCCCACGGGUGUUGAGGGAGAUGGUGGCAGCGAGGACGAGCAGGGAGAUGGUGGCGGCGAGGACGAGGACGAGGACGAGGAGGGGUCCGACCACGGAGACGACCACGGUGACGACGGCGGCGACGGCGACGACGGCGGCAACGGCGAUGACGGCGGCGACCACGGCGACGGUGGCGACGACGGCGACGACGACGACUACGACGGCGACCACGGCGAUGACGGCAGCGACGACGGCGACCACGACGGCCACCACGUGGAUGAGGGUAGGCUGGCUUUGGUCUUGAGGGACCCGUCAGUGCCUACACUACCUCUCACACGGCCUGAGGCCUUCGCUCAGGCUGGUUUUGAUGCCGAGGAUUUGGCGCGACUCGGUUCACAUGACCCUUUCCCCCACACGGGCCGCAGGAGCGACGAGAGGCGCCCUCUUGGAAGGGCAUAUUCGCCUCCGCCGUACAUCGUGGAUAGCCCUAGAUGGUCAGGUUCUUCGCUCAACGGCAUUAGAGGGAGGGAGUUCGGGCCGGUUGAUGGCGGGUCGGGCCGCCGCAGUGACGAUGGCGGAUCUGCCGGAUCGAUGCCUCCGCCACCCGCACGGAGCAUGAAGGGCGGCGUCGACGCCACUACCGUCGGUGCGCCCGUUGCCGGUUCCCUGCCGCCUGUCGGAGGUGGUGUUGCCGGAGGAUGGGCAGCUCAUCGGAGUCAUCGCCGGGUCUCAGACCGGAUGAGGGCGGAUUACGACGCCGGGAGGGGCGCCUUCGCAGGACGUUUGUCACCUCGGAUUCAGGUUGCGGACGUCCGAGUGUUCACAUGGCAGGCUGCAUGCUCGAUCGUCGUCUCGACUGCGAUGGUGGGUAUGGCGAUGAUGUCGUCGCUGUCGUCGACGGGCCGAAAGACGUUGUCGACGACUCGUAACGGCGAUGAAGACAAUGGCGGAGACUACGGGAAAGACGGCGAACGCGGCGAUAAUGGCGACGAUGGAAUUGACGAUGACAAAUCUGAGCUGCGCACUCCACGAUGGAACAACGCGACGAUGAUGUUCAGAUGCCCUACGGCGGAUGCGGCGACGACGAUGGUGGAUGGCCUCGUGCACUUAGCAAGUCGAUGGCCGUGAUCGCGAUGACGAUAGCGACGGUGGUGACAAAAGCGAGGAUGGUAAGAAAGGC